AUCACUUCCGCUAACACUUCCGUGUUUACUACAUUGCUGGUUCACUCUGUUGAAGAGCGUCUAAGAUUUUCCUUCACUGACAUCUUCACGCGUUCUUGACGGUAUGAACACUUUAAUUUCUUUCUGAUGAGAGUGUAAUUAGCACUCAAUCCUUAACUGAACUUUUAUGUAAUUAAUGAUGUAAAUGCAGCUGCUGAAAUGUCUUGAAACCGUGCGGAAAUGUCCUCUUGACAAAGCGGGGUCUAUGCAAAAUUCAGCUGAUUCUCGAAUUAUUGACGAUCAGAGCAUCUUGCAUUUUCCCGUCGGGGUUUCCAGAAGUGAAAAUAUUCUCGAAUCACGAACUUGUCAAUGAACUUUUUUCUAAGGUUGACUGAUAAAUAAGCCUUCAUUCAGGUCACAGCCUGCCCAAGCGAGUUAUUGGGCCUGAUCAGCCGAAGGAAAACGCACUCUAGAGAGUGAAAACGCGGAACAUUUGUCACAUAAACUCUGUUCCGAUCAAAGCUACUAAGGCUCUGCAGUUAUCUUUCUAUCCUCACUUGUUGGAUUUUUCGUGUUGUUUGUUGGAGCCAGUGUAUUUAAUUUCUGGACUCAGUCAGACUGGGAUGUGGUCUGCGCCUGUGUCUUGGAGUCGCGCAACCAUAAGCUGCCUAGACCAUCACCGUUGCAUUGACUGUCCUGAUCAUGUUUCCCACAGCUUAAGAUUUCAAGUUUUUAAAUAAAAAUGCAACAGUUGUACUAAUCAAUACGCUAAAACCGAAUUUUCUCAAGGUUGAGUAAGUGUUUUGUUUCUUUUAUGAGGCUACCAGAGGAUUCAUUCCGCCACUGGCUCGCGAAUCGUCGGUGACAGGUUAUACUUUAGAUACAUUUCCUAGGAAGGUUUUGCGUACAGAUAGGAAAGAGCUCCUUCCUUUAAUUCAUUUCAAUGAUUCCUAUGAUUUCCAUCUCUCCCCCGACAUAUAUAUACAACCCCGCCGAUACAAAUUCGAAGUAAACGGAAUAAUUUCAACUAAAUUAUCUGUUGAUCGAUCGAUCGAUCGAUUGACUGAUUGAUAGUGAUUGAUUAAUAAUGCGAUUUUAUGAAUCAAGAGGACUGAUGUGAUCUUCAGUUUAGCAUUAAACACGGUGACGUGAAAAAUAAUAAAUCACAAUUAUUGAAUGUCGUGAUAACAAUUUAUGCAGAAAUGAUGCGUUUACAAGAGUAAUCUGGCAUUAAAGUUCAUCAUUCUGGACUGAUCUCUGCAGUCGCUCCUCAGACGUCAAUUCGCGGGGAAUCCAGCGGCGCCAUCAGCUGUUUUAUCGUACAGCAUAACAGACGGUGUCCACCUCGCUGUGAAAUACGCAAAAAAAAGAGAGACAAAAAAUUGUCUUAAUGUUAAUAGAACAUCAUUGCUGAUUGUGCCUGCCUGUAGUGUUUUGUCAUAGCAGUUCGCGCAAAUCUUUUUUAAAAAGGAAUUUAUUUAAAAGGCACUAUCCGGUCACAGUCAAUGAAAUUACGGCUAAUUCUCAGAAUUAAUUAUUAAGACCAAGAAAAUAAAUAAAAGCAGAGUUUAGCGUCCAUGUACACACAUACUCCUGUGGCACAUGUACAACUGAAAUACAGAAAAAAAUUUCCAAUUUCGAAAAAAAGCAUUUUUUUGUCAUUAAAUCGGGAUGACCGAUACAUUUUUCGCACUAUUUUGGUGUCUUUCUGUUAACAUUUCCUUAUCCUUUUAUUAUUCCAUAAUUCUGAAGGGGUCAAUGGCCUUUUUUUCCGGUAAGCACUGUACCUUACCGACAACACUAGAGAUGAGUGAAAUAAACAACCAACUACUGCAUUUUCCUACGUAUUACAUGUGGAGUAAUGUGCUGAAAAUGUCCUGCGGAAAAAAUUUUCUAGAGGAGCAUGCCUUCAGACUCCUUAAGAUUGGGCUGUGUUCGGCGCAACAACUUUUCUUCCCCGCGUACGUACACCUUCAAAGUCUCACGUUACGCCCCUGAUUCAUACCACCAACUGAAGAUGCACAACUCUCUUUGAAACUAAAGAUGACUUCAGCACAGGUUGUCACUUCACUCAGCCUGACAAUUAUAUCAUCAGAUGGCAAACAUUUUUACUGAAUGAUAAAAUUUUGAUUUCACUUUUUUAACUAAAACUGAACAACAAAUUAUCUCUAUUUUUCAGAUUGUAGUUGAUCAAAUCGCGUCGGAAAAUGGCAGCAUUUAUCGGAGAAAGGGUCGGAAUAAGAGAUAUUACACGAGACGCUUCGAUACCACAGAAUCCAAAAGCCAAAUUGAUGUACUACCUCAACUGUGUGGCCACGGUUAUUCAGCUAGACGAUCCUGCUUUGAGCAGGUUAAAGAACUACCAGAGUUACUAUUCGCUGAGCGAGGAAGAAACCGACGCUCUGUUGGCAUUCGUAAUUCUCCUCAGCCCAGAUGAGCUGAUAGGCAAGGUGUUUUUCCCGAGUGAAGACUGUGGGAGAUAUACUAACAAAUUCUUGGAGCUGAGUGCAGUGUCGCAUAUGCUGGCAGUUGCAAAUAACAUCGUCAUUGGAGGAGAAAGGAAGAGAGUUGGCAAAAUAAUGUUCUUUCAGAGAUCGUGGAUGGAAACCUACUACCUUACACCCAUCAGAUCCUUCCAAGAUCGACUGCAAAGGAUGGCGCGAGGGCUGCCGGGAAGAGCACCCACACCGCGUAGAGCACUACCUCCGUCCAGGCCCCGCGCUACCUCUUCAAGCAGUUCUUGCAGUAUUUUGUAACUUUUUAAGAGAAGUUUCGUGUUUUUGGAAGUAUUCACCGCUGAACUAGUUUAGACGAUGUGCGUUUAGUGACUCAAAGUAGAUCAAGUCUCGCUAUCAUAAUUCACAUCUAAGUUCAUUGUGAACAUAAUGCCUCAUAAUCCAAACGAAACACCACUCUUCUUGUCAGUGCAGUACUUAGGGUUAGCUAGAUGGAAGGAAACCUUUACGCGUAAAUUCGAUCAAAAAAGAGAAGCUUCAUUUUUUAAAACAUAUUUUUAUAUGGCUUUUACUAUAGAAUGGGUACCAUAAAAUAGAAGAAGAAUACCCACUUAAAGAGAAAUUGCUUUAGCUAGAAUAAAAGACCAAUUUUAUCACUUUUACGAAAUCGUCAUUAACUGGUGAAUUUAGCUUGAGUUCUUGUUGACGUCACAAUAAUUCAUAAUGAUCUAGCUCUUAGCGAUGAAAUGUUGAAUAAUGAACAAAAAGGUAGAAGUUCUUGGCCACUUGUUUCAUUGCAAGCGCAUUAAACAUAGGGCUGUGUUGUCCUUUAAAGUGUGCGGUAAAUCUGUAAAAUAUGGAUGAAGUUUUUGAAUAACAACAGGAAUUAGAUGUCUGGACCAGGAAGUGUUUUUUUAUCUGCGGAAGUCCACAAGUAGUGAUCUGGGUUAAAUUUAAUAACACUUUAACAACUG
This is a messenger RNA of Porites lobata, 3409 nucleotides long. The record is from the annotation of a GenBank genome assembly. NCBI's taxonomy places the organism in Eukaryota, Metazoa, Cnidaria, Anthozoa, Scleractinia, Poritidae.